AUGUCUACCAAACCAUCCAUCCGAGUCAUUGGCUCAUUGAACAUCGACUUUGUGACUCUGACACCCAGGGUCCCCGGACCAGGCGAGACACUGUCUGCGACGUCCAUGACAGUACAUGCAGGAGGGAAAGGAGCCAACCAAGCGGUAGCAUGUGGUAAAGCGGCAUUCACGGCGCCUGGCCAACAAGACGUGUCGGUGUCAAUGAUUGGCGCCGUGGGUAAAGGCGACCCUUACUAUGAAUCGCUUCUGCGACCCACGCUAGAGAAGAGUGGAGUCAGCACCAGCCAUGUCCAGGAAAUCGAAGGCGUGCAAACCGGUACCGCCACCAUCAUUGUCGACGAGGGCUCGAAUGGCGAGAACCGAAUCUUGUUUGUGCCUGGAGCGAAUCAUCAAGUCACUGAUGUGGGAAAGGUGGUUGAGGCCGCCACGAAGGACGGCGUGCCUGACGUGAUUGUCAUGCAAGGAGAGAUUCCGAGGUCGACAGUUCUGGGGUUGCUUGAAACUUUUAACUCUAGCGACCACAAGACCGCCGUCAUCUUCAACCCAGCACCAGUUUUUACAGAGGGCAUCCCUCUUGCUUCGCUAAAAGACUUGGCCGUCUUGGUGGUCAACGAGACCGAAUGUAUCCUCGUCUUCGAAGCCGUACCGGAACUCAAGGGCACGGUGGCAGAUUUGCCACGACCAGAGGACAUCACACAGCAGCAUCUGGACGUCAUGACCGCAAUUCUGCACGAGCGAGCAAACAUUUCUAUUGUCGUGGUCACCCUUGGUGCCCGCGGCGUCUACUACUCGGCCAACGCCGGCUCCCAACGAGCACUAGUGCCAGCGGCCAAGGUGCAGAAAGUGGUCGACACCACCGGGGCCGGUGACACCUUUGUCGGCUAUCUCUCCACAGCUCUGGCUCGACAUAUGGCUACCCCGACCCCAGCUUUGGACCAGUUCGAUCUGAAAGCCGCCGUCAACACUGCCACCCAAGCUGCUGCUAAAUGCGUCCAGACCAGUGGAGCUAUGGAGAGCAUUCCAUUUGGCUACGAAUAGACUUGACAUACGUUUCUGGGAACCUUGGCAUCCACAACCACCCAGCGAGAAAUAAUGGCCCACUGCAAGCCAAAAGCCUCAAAUCGACAAGUAAGAGAGACCGCCAAGUAAACCGACCAGUACAGAACGAUAUAUUUUCAUUUCUGCUAUUCUGUGCAGUACGUGGAUUUUGGAGAGAGAAUCUACAAUUUACUUGGUUUCCAGACUGGCUUCCUCUUCUCUCUGAAAGCAGCAAGACCCUCUCUGGUGUUUUCACCCGUCAUGAGACCUUCCCUGAAGCGAGAGUCAACCAACUCAUAACCACGCUCGACACUAGCGGUUUCCCAUGCCUCUCUCAAACCGGCGCGGGUGACGAUGAUGGCAUCGGGAGAGAUGUUGGCGACCUUUGUGGCCAGAGCCACGGCUUCGUCGAUCAAACUCGCUUGCGACUUGGAGAUGCUGUUGAUCAGG
Molecule: messenger RNA, 1488 nt
Organism: Exophiala mesophila
Lineage: Eukaryota; Fungi; Ascomycota; Eurotiomycetes; Chaetothyriales; Herpotrichiellaceae
Product: ribokinase
Exons: 1
Coding region: 1-1038 (345 amino acids)
Biological process (GO): D-ribose metabolic process
Molecular function (GO): ribokinase activity
Source: RefSeq, a predicted model, not a curated record